Molecule: messenger RNA, 690 nt
Organism: Saimiri boliviensis boliviensis (Bolivian squirrel monkey)
Lineage: Eukaryota; Metazoa; Chordata; Mammalia; Primates; Cebidae
Source: RefSeq, a predicted model, not a curated record
AUGAGAAGUUUAAAGGCUAAAAAGUGUUAUGCCGAUGCCAGAUGUAUUUCGAACUGGAUUCUCACUUUUCAAACUGAUGCCAAGUCCGGAAGUGCGAUAAACACCACAAAGAACGUGCACGCGGAGGCGGCAGCGCAGUUCACCUGGUCCGGGAGGAAACGCUUUCUCAAAAAGCGCAAGCGGCGGUCCCCGGUCCCAGCUGUCAAUGCGGUGCCAACCCUGGGAUCUGGGGCUCUCACCUCCCCCCGCCUGCCUCCGUCUCUUACACACGCUCAGAUGGCCUGUGACUCUCUGGCGACCUACCGAGGCUCUGCUCUCACUCAGCUCCCACCGCCUCAGGUGGCAGUAACCAGGUCUAGGUUUGCCACCAGGGAAGCGAGACUCAAGGCCGCCGUCGCGGAGCAGCAAAGCGACAGCCGCCAGCGCCGCCCGCAGAGGGCCGCGGGGAGGACGGCAAGAGCAGCGGAGACAAAGCGGAGAGGCGAGGCAGCCACAGGCCACAGCGGCGAACGCGCACGGCGCGGGAGAACGCCGGCCGCCAGCAAGGCGGGGAAAGCUCGAGACCGCAGGCACCGACGAACGAGCAACAAGGCAGUCCAAGCUUAUUUUGUAGUCUCGUCAUCACACUUCAUGUUACAGGUGAGAUUUCUAACAUUAUUUGUCAUUGUACUAGAGAUGUUUAUAUCUUAA